CUGCUCCUUAGCACUUGCCGGCUUACGUUUGAUUCCGAAAGCGGUUCGUGGGGAGGCGUCGGGAUGACGAGUGCCAGGGCAGUGCUGGGGACAGAGGGCGGGGAGCGAGCUGGACCCCAGCGCGCUUCCAGCAAGGGCGCGGUUCACCUAGCCUGGUGUUUUCCGGAAGGUCAGCGCACAUCCGUCUGACUUGGUGGCCGAGCGGGCAGGAGCGCAAGGACUCGGGCAGGCGGCUGUGUGCGGGAGCGCGAUGUAUUUCUGCUGGAGCGGGGGCCGCCCCAGAUCGCAGAACCGGGGGCCAGCGGGCCCGGGAGGUGACGCGCUGCUGCAGGUGGCCAGCGGGGAGCGGCACUCUCUGCUGCUGCUGAGCGACGGCGCGGUCCAGUCGUGCGGGGACAACAGCCACGGCCAGCUGGGCCGGAAGGGCGUGCAGCGCGGGAAGCGACCAGAGCGAAUUCCAGCCUUGGAAACUCUUCAAGUUCGUCUGGUGAGCUGCGGCAAGGAGCACUCCCUGGCUGUCUGCCACAGAGGAAGGGUCUUUGCGUGGGGAGCUGGUUCUGAAGGACAGCUGGGAACUGGAGACGUUAAGGAAGUAAAUUUUAUACCUAAGAAGAUAACAACUCUGACUGAUAUAAAAAUUAUACAAGUUUCCUGCGGACACUACCACUCCCUGGCAUUAUCAGAAGAUGGCCAAGUGUUUUCAUGGGGGAAGAACAGCGACGGGCAGCUGGGCCUGGGGAAGGAGUUCCCCUCCCAAGCCAGGCCGCAAAGGGUGAGGUCCCUGGAAGGCAUCCCGCUGGCACAGGUGGCUGCAGGAGGGGCCCACAGCUUUGCCCUGUCUCUCCCUGGGACCUCAUUUGGCUGGGGAAGCAACAGUGCAGGGCAGCUGGCCCUCAGCGGGAAUAAUGUCUCAGCAGUGAAGGCCUACAAGCCCCGAUCAAUUGGUGCCCUGAAGAAUCUCGGUGUGAUUUACAUCAGCUGCGGUUAUGAGCACACUGCUGUGCUUACCCAGGACGGGAAAGUGUUCACGUUUGGCAACAAUAGCUAUGGACAGCUGGGACACAGCCCCACUGCUGAGAAGAGGGGUCCACGACUCGUGGAAAGAAUUGAGGGCCUGGUUUCACAGAUAGAUUGUGGCAGUUACCACACCCUUGCGUAUGUCUACACCACUGGUCAGGUGGUGUCUUUUGGUCGUGGACCAAGUUGCCCAGGCAGCUCACUUCAUCCAGAGGCUCUGGCAAAGGACUUUGACAUUAGCUGCCUGAUUUCUGCUAAUGACCUUGCAGACAGUCAAGUCAAACACAUUUUUGCUGGAGCAUAUGCUGAUUUUGUGACAACUUGCCAGAAGGAUCCUAGUUCCAACAGUGUUCCCCGGAAAACUCUGCCGGAAAUCAGCCGAAUUCAUCAGUCCCUGACAGAAGAGUGGAUGGCAGUGGCAAGAGGAAGUACACAGCUUGAAGCGGCUAAGAGUAAAAUUAGAAUGGUAUUUUCAUCUCCUGCUUGUCUGACUGCAAGUUUUUUAAAGAAAAGGGAAUGUGGAGAAACGAAUCCCAUUUAUGUGGACUUACAAAUGGCAAGAGAAACCUUUGAGAAGUUAACAAAAACGGAUUGGAUUUCUUUCCUGAUAACCACAAGUCUGAAGGAUAAUCUGCUCUGUGCUCUUCCCCACCGUUCUCGGCACCAAGAAGCGCUGUCUGUUUUCCUUCUGCUCCCAGAGUGUCCUGUGAUGCAUGAUGCUAAGAACUGGAUGGCUCUGGUGGUGCCAUUUGCAGAGACUGUUCAUAAAAUGACGAGCCAGUCUUUACAAGUCUUGAAGCAAUGUUGGGAAUCCUUGCAAGAAUCUUCUCUCAACGCACUGGUCCAGAUGCUAAAAACGGCCAUAGUCCCUCAGCUGCAUUAUUGGACUGAAACCAUUCAGAGUCAUAACAAUCUUAAAGCUCUUCUCAAAAUGAUGAAAGAAGUAUAUAAGGUAAACAAAGCUAAGUGUCGACUACCAGAAAAUACUUUCUACAUAGAUGACCUCCACUUUUUAUUGAACUUUUAUGCAGAGAGAAGUAGAAUUAUCUUUAGGAAUAAAAACCAGAUAUCUGCAGAAAACUUUGAUUUCAUUAUUUUCAGUGAUUUUCCAUUUGUCUUUAAUUUGCCAUCCAAAAUUAAAUUAUUACAAGCGGAUUCCCAUCUAAAAAUGAUGGAAUUAGAAGGGAAAGCACACAUGGAUUUUAACCAAGUAAUUCUGCAAAGAAAGGACGAAUUCCCUCCACCACCUACCUUUACCCUUAAAGUCAGACGAAGUCACCUGGUUGAAGAUACUCUGCGUCAGUUAAGCCAGGCCGACGCCACCGACCUCCGGAAAGUAUUCGUGGUUGAAUUUAUUAAGGAAAUUUGUUCUGUGGGGGAAGGGGUGAAGUCUGAGUUCUUCCACUGUAUAUUUGAAGAGAUGAUCAAGAAAGAAUAUGGCAUGUUCAUAUAUCCUGAAGAUGGUUCCUGCAUGUGGUUUCCUGUCAACCCUACAUGUGGGAAGAAGAUGUAUUUCCUCUUUGGGAUUUUGUGUGGACUCUCCCUAUACAAUUCAAAUGUUGUCAACCUUCCUUUCCCAUUGGCUCUGUUUAAGAAGCUUCUGGAUCAAAAACCAUCACUGGAAGAUUUAAAAGAACUCAGUCCUCUUUUGGGGAAGAGUUUGCAAGAAGUUCUAAAUGAUGAAGCUGAUGACAUCAAGGAAGAACUUGGCCUGUGUUUUUCUAUAUACUGGGACAAAGAGGCUGUUGAUUUAAUUCCAAAUGGGAGCUCUGUAUCUGUAGACCAAAGCAACAAGAAAGACUAUAUUUCUAAGUAUGUCGAUCACAUUUUCAACACCUCUGUAAUGGGAGUUUAUGAGGAAUUUCAAAGAGGAUUUCAUAAAGUCUGUGACAAGGAGAUUCUGAAGCUUUUCCACCCUGAAGAACUGAUGACCGCAAUAGUUGGACAUACGGACUAUGACUGGCAACAGUUUGAAAAGAAUUCAGCAUAUGAUCAAGGAUACCAUGUAUCACACCCUACCAUACAGAUGUUUUGGGAAGCUUUCCAUAAAUUAACUUUGGAUGAAAAGAAAAAAUUCCUCUUUUUUCUUACAGGAAAUGACAGGUUGCAUGUACGAGGCGUACGGAAAAUGGGAAUCUUAUUUCGUUGUCCUGAAACUUUGAGUGAAAGAGAUAACCCAAGGCCACUGACCUGUCAUAAUAUUCUGGACCUCCCUAAAUACUCGACAAUGGAAAGAAUGGAGGAAGCACUUCAAGUGGCCAUCAACAACCACAAAGGGUUUACCUCACCCAGAGUCACAGGGUGACAGUGACCUCGGAGAGGCUCAGUUUGCAGGUCCUCACCCUUUGAUUCUUCUGUUCUUCUUCAGGUCUAAUUAGGACAAAGAGUUGGUGGACUUUAGUUGGCAUUAGUUGACAAGUGCUGGAAUACAGGUGAUGAGUCAAAGAUAAUAUUUUUAACGAAUCGACAUUUCCUGACCCCUUAACUUGCUAUUAGAAUGCUUGCUUUUUUUACGGAAUUAUUUCCUGAAUAAUAAUUAUCAUUUGAAAAUAAACUGAAUAUGGAGGUCUCUUGUGGCACCGUGGGUUCUCCGGAGGUUAAGGAUCCAGCGUUGUCACUGCAGCGGCUUGGGUUGCUGUUGGCAUGGGUUGGAUUCCUGCCCUGGAAACAUCCACAUGCCACAGGCAUGGUCAAAAAAAUUUAAGUAAAAAUAAGAUGAAUAUUAAAAAAUAACAGAUAUUUUAAAAAAUACUGUAUAUCGAAUAUGCACUGCUUGCAAAUAUGAAAGACAUGCUGAAGUUUGAAAAAAAUACAACUACAAAUUAAUUCAACGUGUUUUUGAAACACGUAGAGAUUUUUAUGUUCUGGAAUGGCUCUAGGGUUUUUAUUUUAGCCAGACAAUUUAUGUGAAAAAUCUAAAAGUUAAGGGAUUCAUUCAUUUAUGGAAUAAUGACUUAUGCUCAGAGCUACAGUCCAAGAAUCAUUCUAAUUGAAGAUAUCAUUAUUUUGGUUAAACGCUGAGCUCAACCAGGAACUUCUAAUUACAGUUGAGGAAAAUGAGGAAUAUGAAGCAUGUUUCAGCCUCAGGGCUACAGAAUGACUUGAAGGAGAGAUAAAGUGUGUUGGAAAUGAAUUUUGUGGACCAUUUCUAUCUCAUAGGAAAUUUUAAACUGUAAGCUGUUCUAUAAAUGCCUAUUGUCAUCCCCAAACCUUACACAGAAGCCUUGUGUCACCGGUACUUUGGGAAAGGAGACACUCAAGUGAAAUCCACACUGGGGUGCGGAUGUGGAAAGGGGGCAGGCAUGAGGAGCCACCGAGGACACUAGCAAGUGAGGGGUUAGCAGAAACAUAAGCCCCACAAGAAUCCUUAUAGUGUAGGAGAAAAUGCCCUGAUAAAAAGGUAGAGACACCCCGGCCAUGAUGCCAAAGCAAAGUCCAGCCAGCUGCCCCUAACCACCCUCCUCCACGCAUCCGCUUCUGUACACCUGCUUCUGCAUCUACUACCUUGCCUGUCCGUCCCGCCAAGCAAGGACCCGUAAGAACUAGCCCGUAAAAGCCUUGUGAAACCCUUCCUCGGGGCUCAGACUCCGGAGAGCGAUCUCCUCUGAACCCACAUAAUAAACCUGAGU
This is a messenger RNA of Phacochoerus africanus (Common warthog), 4646 nucleotides long. RefSeq names its product HECT and RLD domain containing E3 ubiquitin protein ligase family member 6 (gene HERC6). Gene Ontology annotation, molecular function: ubiquitin-protein transferase activity. The record is from RefSeq and is a predicted model, not a curated record. Lineage: Eukaryota; Metazoa; Chordata; Mammalia; Artiodactyla; Suidae. The transcript is spliced from 23 exons. The coding region runs from base 251 to 3322 and encodes 1023 amino acids.